CUUGGGCUUCAUUCUCUCGCUUCUUACGCGUGUUUUUCUUUCGCAGCUUCCAGGCAUGGGGCGAGGAGGAGCAGUACCCGUCGGCACCCCCUCUCAGCCAGCCGGCACGACCAGCCCCACGGGCGAAGACGGCGGAGCAGGAGGCACCUCUGGCUCUCUCAGACUAGCCUCAUUCAGUGAUGGCCUCGGUCGCCUGAGCGCAACGUCUCCGUGUGCAACGGCCGCAUUUCGCUCGGUGUGUUUGUGUCUCUCCCAGCCUUGUUCGGAACGUGUUUCCUAUCGUCGCUCUUAAUUGCGAUCGAAUUCUCGCGGCUCGGCAACCUGUACCGAGAGUGCUGUGUACCAGGACUACCCCUCCCGAUAAGCUCCAGCAGCAAGGAAGGAAAACCAGCGGAGAUGAACAGCCAGGUCGCCUAGCCGCGGUUUUCGAAGUGCGCCUGUGGUUCUCCCCCGCAUUCGGUGGCGUCUUCGCGUCGACGGCCUCUCCGGCCACCUGUGCUCGAUUGUGCCAAGGGGAAGCGGGCCGCGCGAUUCGAGCAAGAAGAGCGGCAACGAUGCAACGCGGCGGGCCCGUUAUGGCGGCGCCGUCUCCCGUGUCCGUGGUGGUGAACGGUUCCCCCGUUGCCCUCGAAGCGACCGAGCUGAGCGUGAGCCCGACGCCGACGAGUCCCGUGCCCCACGUGGUCCGCGUGUCCGUGGUCCCGGCUUCGACGGCGGUGUCGCCCCAGUCUCCGGCGCCGGUGGCGACUGCGACGGAAGCCGACGAGCGCAGCAGCAGCGGCGCGUCGAGCGGCACAGGCAGCGACGACGAGGCGCCGUACGACAGCGACUCCGGCGCGGAGAUGAAGUUCCACCUGCGCGAACUCGAGGAUACUCCGUCGUCGUCGCCCGACGGCAGCGGCGUCAGCUGCGGCCGCCCGCUGGACGUCGAGAAGGCCAUCCUGUCCCGCCAGGGCACAGUGCGGGGAGUGCGCAACUUGGUCAGGGCCUCCAUCAAAUGUAUCGCCGACUGCCAGGAGGGCAAGCGCAACUACGUCCGCGAGGAGGAAGGCCGCGUGGUCCUCUACACGACCUCGAUGGGCGUCAUCCGGCAGACGUGGGAACAGUGCCGGCGCGUGCGGAACACGCUCCAGACGCUGCUGGUGCGCUUCGAGGAGCGCGACGUCUUCAUGAACCGCACGCACCAGAAGGAGCUCAUGGACCGCACGGGACUGCGGCACGUGGUCGUGCCGCAGCUGUUCGUCGAGGGACACCACCUGGGCGGAGCGGAAACAGUGGAGCGCCUGAAUGAAACCGGUCAGCUCAGGCAGAUGCUCAAACCGUACAAGAAAAGCAGCGUGGGAGGCACGUGCACCAUGUGCGGAGGCUACCAGUACCUGCCGUGCCCCGUCUGCGGUGGCAGCAAGAAGUCGGCGCAGCACAGGCACCGCUUCUCCUCCUCCGUCAUCUUCCUCAGGUGCCUCAACUGCGACGAGGGUGGCCUGGUGCGGUGCCAGCUGUGCAUCAACGGCGACAGUUGAGCGUGCUCGAUUGUGAGCGCCCUCCCACGCUGCGUGCGUGCGUCGCGCCUCGACUCGCUGAUAUAUGCGCAGUCCCGAGUUAACCACGGUGGACAGCGGCAGCUUCUUCAAGCUCCGGAGACGGUUGCUUCACACGCCACUGAGAGACUGCCGGUGGUGUCGUGCGUGGUAGUUUCGUGAGCCACGAGCUCUACACGCUUCAUGGACGGACAGCGUUUGUCGGAAGAAAAUAAGGGCAGAGGACAGCGCAAACCGACGUGCAACGUGGUGACCUUGAGCGCACCUUCAGAGGACGUUGUUUUUUUUUGCCGAAACGCGGUUUCCGCGGCUACCCAAUGCGUGCCCGACCUCUAUACGGCUGACGUUUCUUGCUCAGCUUGUCGGACGGCUGGAGGCCCUGGCGGACUUUCGACACAGCGUUUCACGAACGACACAGCUGUCGAGUGCUCCAUCUCCAGUUGCGGCAGCCUGCGCAUUCUCUGCUUGAGGAAAUGAAGGAUCCGUGACCGGACAAACUGAACUGAGAUCUGCGGAAGUUGCUCUUUUGUUGUGCUUCGAUGAUUGUCGCCCUCCCCCUUUUUUCUUCUUCUUUUUUUUUUUGCCGGUGAUGGCGUUCUUUAGGGCGGGUCGUGAGCAGUCGUGAAUGCGUGGUCUCAAUCUUGGCAGAAGGCAGAACAUUGUUGACACGACAUCGGCGAUCUUUCGAGGACUGCGUGCAAGCUACUGUAACGCGUGCUCAUAAGUUGGCUUUGCCGUCGAAGACAUCGAUGUGACUCCUUCAUUGCUCAGCGUGACGGGGACAGUCUCCGUGUCACGCAGCACGGUGACACUCCGACUGAGAAAAAGCAGUCGGUGCAAAAAGUCAUACUGGUCCAAGUGCUGUAUAUGGUCUGAGCUGUGUAGGAUGGGCUUCGUAUACCUCAGAUUACUUAAUCGAGCCUAUUCUGCAUGUUUUUUUCUGCGCCAUCUGCCGGUGUUAUUGUAGAGUUGAAGUCUUUUGUCACCUUAUGCAGCAUUUCACUGGUGCUUUCACCGUUGCUUAAGGUAUGCUGCGAGUAGGAGCCGCCGUGUAUUGUAUAAGUAUACCUUGCACGUGUAAUAAGUAUACGUGCACGUGUAAAAUAUUUGUUCGCGGUGGAGUAUAGAUGGUUCAUUUGAUAAUAUUAAGCUCUGCUACAAAGUCAACUUGUUGGGUAACAUCUCUUUGAAAGCACGGGUACCAUGGUACCAGAGCAGUAACGAUGCUUCCCGUGGACAGUCCUAGGUAAUAAAAAGACGAUUAAUAUCUAGACUCUUCCUGCUGCAUUUAUCUUUUUAUAGCAAGAAACAAUAAGCAAGCCUAAUUGACACCGAACAUGCUUCACAACGUGCGUGCGCACAGAGUGAACUGAAGAUGAGUUUCCAAUGACUGGUACAGUUCACAUACGAGCUUCUCCGAGUGAUUGGAUGGUUUAUUCUACAGAUAGAGAUAACGUAUAGGGAGAUCUCGAACACAUCGGUGGAACUUCUAUCUGCCCGUCACGUAGAACCCCCGUUAUGCUCGUGCCUUUUCAGUGAGAGCUCUCCGCGGCUAAAUACAUUCUGACUUCCACUGUUAACUCCUAUACCUUUGGAGGCCUUUUCUAGUGUGCGUGCGCGCGCGCGAGGUUUAGAGAGGCACCACUAACAAAAUGUACAGAGCUCUAACUACAAAGACGUAAUGUAAUUUUUCACUGACGUACCCCAUAAUGGUCGCUGUGGAUUAUUCUAGUAAGCGUGUGUUCAGCGGUUUUGAGUGCGGCCUUGACAUUUCUGAGAUCUAGCGUUUCGGUGAAAGAGGAGACGUAGGAAGAACUUCAAGCUUCUACUGCGACGUAGGAAGUGGAUGUUUGUUAAUGCUUGGAAAUUUUGUAGACCCCAUCAACUUCCGCUGCGUGCUAUUAACUAUCGCUCUUUCGGAAUACGGCGUGCGCUUUGAUACAAAUGUGGCUUAGGAUUCAGUUCGCGAAGAUUGUGUGAUGUGCGACGUCAUCAUAUUGCUCAAGUCAUAUGACCGGGCGGUGGCGAUGUUUCAGUUGAAAGUGCCUGUGAAAAUUUGCUCGUUAGUUAAGCCCACAGUGCUACUUCAGCGCAUUGCAACCCCGCUUGUGCGUGCGACGUCUUGUACGUGUCCCAGUGUGUAACGUGAGUGUAUGUGUGUGUGUGCGCGCGCCAAUCUUGGGUUCUUACAAACUAAUCAGAGUGCGGAAUGUGGCCCCGACGGAAUGGACAACCUCUGCGUCCCAUUGUGGCUGUGUGUGUGAGACAUGAAAGCUGCAACUUCGCCCCACUUGCAUAGUUUGGAUGCCAUUUAAAGUCAGGUUAACUACCUUUGUGGGACUGCUUUUUUUUUUCUUCGGUCGAUUGCUUGAUCGAGAACAGCGUUCGUGGGACAGCUCGCUUUUAAUUCGUAUCUGGCGACAUAGCGUACACAGCUACGUCGUUUUCGCGGUACCAAUCGAAAAUUAUCUCUACUUUUAUUUGCCUUACGUCAUUUACUUGUCGUAGCGCAGAAAUUUAAACCUCCUUGUGGUGCUGACACGCAUCCUCCCUUUGGUUUUGAAGUGAUCUUACCUGACAGCAUGCUUUUAUCACCGUUACUGCCAAUACUGCCUCGUGGAUUCGUGCAUUACGAUAAGGAUUGCGUAACGCCGAACUGUGACGCAUUUCAAAACUUUUUUCUUUUCUCUUUUUUUUCUUUUUUAGCGAGUGUGCCGCGCACUUCCGUUUAGGAAAUUUACCCUAGCAGGGGCAAAUUGAAUGUCAGAAAUGCCCAAGAAGUCACUCUCGAUUUGAUUUGCGUGAUCGAUUUCGCAGGACGAUUGCGCAAUUCACAUAAGUUCUCGCUGGCAUAUACUGUAGCGGAAAACACAGCAACGAGUGUAUUCUCGACUUUCAGAGCGUUCAGGAUCAUUCCGCACGCAGUGUGUAAUUUCGCGGGCUGUUUCCUGUUGUGAGUACAAGAUUCCCUAUUAAAGGCGCUGGCUGCGAAACCUCCA
This is a messenger RNA of Dermacentor albipictus, 4537 nucleotides long. Its product is annotated as glutaredoxin domain-containing cysteine-rich protein CG31559-like. NCBI's taxonomy places the organism in Eukaryota, Metazoa, Arthropoda, Arachnida, Ixodida, Ixodidae. The record is from RefSeq and is a predicted model, not a curated record. Gene Ontology annotation, biological process: sensory perception of sound.